GCAAAUAGCGACAACACGAAAACAGAGUGCUCGGUUUAUUUCGAAGAAGUAAUUUGUUUCGUACUCGGAGACAACUACUCUACCGCGUGUCUUGUGGCUGGUGACCCCUCAUCGCCCCCUGCUUGGCUAGCCCGGCAUGAUCGAGUCUCGCAGCUGCUGCGUGCCAACACAUGCCAAGAAUGCUUUCGAUGUCAUGCAAGACCUGCGGCGGCAGCAGCAACUCUGCGACGUCAUCCUGUGCGUGGAUGGCGCCAAGUUCCAUGCACAUAAAGUGGUCCUAGCAGGCUGCAGCCCGUACCUGCGGGCCAUGUUCACCAACGGGAUGCUGGAGACAGACAGCGACUGUGUCCAGAUACACGGCGUGGAGCCGACCACCAUGGAGAUGCUGCUUGACUUCAUGUACACAAGUAACAUAGAAAUUAAUGUGGAGAAUGUGCAGAGUAUUCUCCAGGGGGCCAGUCUCCUGGGACUACACUCACUCAGGACCAUCUGCUCACAUUUCCUACAGACACAGUUGGUGGCAUCCAACUGCUUGGGCAUCCAGCAUUUUGCAGACAUGUACACCUGUACAGAGCUAGAAGCAAUUGCAAGACAAUUCAUCUAUCAGAACUUUCUUGAGGUCGUGCGAACAGAGGAGUUUUUUGACCUCGCAGAAGAGAGGCUUCUCCAGUUGUUGAAAAGUGAUAAACUUCAGGUGAUGACAGAGAGCCAGGUGUUUGAGGCAGCAUCUGCGUGGCUGCAGUGGGACCCUGUGUGUCGUCUCGACAAGGCCUGCACCGUUCUCCAAAACAUCCGACUUGCUUUACUCGAGUUGCCCUACUUGGAAAAUGUUGUGUUAAAAUCAGAGUUUUUUCGUACGUGUCCAAAGUGCCAGUUGUUCAUCAGCAAAGCGAUUCGAACAAAACAGGACUUGACGGCCAUGCAGCUUGUGACCCCCCGAGCCCAGCCCCCGUGUAUAUAUGUGGUGGGGGGCAGGAACAGCUCAGACUGCCAGCUGAAGAGUGUGGAGAGAUAUGACUUUCUGACUGAUCAGUGGAUGUCCAUGCCCAGUAUGAACAUCGCCCGGACGGCGGUAGGGGCCACCAGCCUGGAGGGGAUGCUGUUUGCAGUGGGAGGGGAGUGUGCGCUGGUCGACACUCAGGAGGACACCCUCUACCUCCGCUGUGUGGAGUGCUAUGACCCAGUCAUGAAGCAGUGGAUACCCAAGACAGAGAUGAAGGUUGCAAGGUCGUUUGUUGCAGUGGCAGCUGUAGCAGGGGUCUUGUAUGCGAUAGGGGGAGAGGACAGAUCGUGCAGCUACAGCAUCAUGGAGAGGUACGACCCCAAGACAGAGAUGUGGUGUUUCGCUCCCAGCAUGAAGAGGAAGCGGGCAGGAUCGGGGGUUUCUGUGUGUGAUGGCAAGAUAUAUGUAGCAGGUGGCUAUGACAAGACAUUGCACAUGGACAGGGCCAGCGUGGAGUGUUUUGACCCAGAUACCCAGGAGUGGACGUUCGUGGCCGAGAUGGAGAAGGCCCGGUCAGGGCUGUCACUGGUCACUGUUGACCACUUCAUCUAUGCAUUCGGGGGGCGCUUCAGACACACUGACCAGUACUUUGAUCUCGUCGAGAGAUUCAACACUCUCACCCGCCAAUGGACAACAAUCACCCCCAUGAACACACCCCGAGCCUGGCCGGGCAUCUCAGUGUUUGAUGGAAAGAUAUAUGUUGUUGGGGGCUUCGAUGGCCAGAGUCGACUGCGAAGUGCGGAAGUGUAUGACCCAGAUGCUGAUCAGUGGUCAUUGCUAAGCAACAUGCUUGUCAGUCGAGCCGGGUGUGGUGCAGGCGUUGUGUGAAAUUAUUUUUGCGUUAACAAUCCUUGAAUGUUAUUCAUAUUCAUAUGGCGUCCGACAACUUUGGAUGUUUUUGAAUUUGUUAUUCAAAUAGUUUAGGGUGGAGUGGAAUAAUUUACCUUUUUUCUUAGCUCACUGGCAAAUCUAGCCUGGUACUUUCUCCGAUUCCAGAUCACUUCCCUCAGACUUUGAGUUGACAACACCAUGAUGGUGCACGGCGGUUCUUUUGUUUGAAUGUUCAAUUUCCAAAUGAAACAUUGUGUUAUGUAUGAUAUACAUGUAUAUCGAAAACACAUGCAAGGGGAACUGUAUUUGAAAGUCCACUAUUCCUCCUGUGGGUGUUAUGACCUACUUAGGUGAAGAUCUCAUUGUUUGUGCUAAUAAUAUUAGCAUAUUUCAUAUUAAUUUUGAAUAAGAUUCCAUACACCAUGGACAAUAACUGAAGAUGCAUUUUGUGAAAAGUGUAUCUGAAUUCUCAUUAAGAUCAGAUCUUUUGCUCUGAUACGAUACCUUUGUAUGUGAAGAUCAGAAAACCCCACGAUAUGUUCUCGUGUCAGGUGAACUUUCUGAUCAGCCAAUGAGCUCUGAGGCUUAAAUUCUUGGUAAUAAGCAUUCAGACCAGCAUAUCAAAAUUCUGUGUCUUGAAAACAAACUUAAGCAACCAGUUCAGAAUGUAGAUAAUAACGGCAGUGCCAAAAAGGGAGUACCAUCGAAGGAUUGUUUAUGUUCUGUGUGGGUUUUCUUGUGUACAAAUAAAAAUGUCCAAAUUAAUGUGGCAAGGAAAUAAAGCCAAAUCAUUCUAGAAAGCUGACAUGUGAUUGGCUCAUGAACACUUCAUGGGGGUCAAAGGUCACUCAGGACAUUCUGUGGAGGUGUCAGAUCUUCAUACAGAGAGGUAUCAUAUUGGAUGAUCUGAUUGGAAUGAUCCCAGUCUUCAUUGACAUUUUUCAUGAGAUGUUUUAACUUUUUGUUUUAUCACUGUGUUUUCCUCUCCAACAUUUUAUACCUUCACAGAUAACAGUGCAGUGAUUGUGGAAUUCAUUCAAAUCGUCCAUCUCUAAUCUUAUGCCAAAGAAGCAGAUUUAUAUGCCAAAUGAGAAACAUAUAAGAAUCUUUGAGUGAAGGUCAAGCAAACUCAAGCAAACUCGAACGUAACCUUGAACAUGUUACAAAUGUAUAUUCACUUGAUAAUCUGCAAUCAUUCAUUCUGCAUAGAUCUCAUCCAAUUAUGCUUGGCCCAGAUUCAAAGCUGGGUAAUAUUCAUCAAAUCAUCUGUGUUUUGUAAGUCUAGACAUCCUUUUGCAAAUAGGAUGAGGAAUAAUGAAAGGUGGAAUGAACUUGACAAUUUUCAUUCAAAGUUGAUUUUCUAAAAGUUUGUAUACAAUCUGGAACAUUUUCAUGAAUCAUGUACAUCGACGCUUGACCUCACAUCCUGUUCAGCUGAACUUUUUCCCAGAUGUCAUCGGGGGCACGGUUGGCCCAGUCAUCUAAGGUGCCGCGAUUCGCUGUGCAGAGUUGCGUCCCUUGGGCACACCAGAAACCUAUGAUUGUGGGUUCGAAUCCCUGUUCGUCCCGAUUAUGUUUCU
Haliotis rufescens (red abalone) is the source of this 3414-nucleotide messenger RNA. Its product is annotated as kelch-like protein 12. NCBI's taxonomy places the organism in Eukaryota, Metazoa, Mollusca, Gastropoda, Lepetellida, Haliotidae. The transcript is spliced from 7 exons. Gene Ontology annotation, molecular function: protein binding. The record is from RefSeq and is a predicted model, not a curated record. The coding region runs from base 137 to 1831 and encodes 564 amino acids.